Molecule: messenger RNA, 1005 nt
Organism: Geosmithia morbida
Lineage: Eukaryota; Fungi; Ascomycota; Sordariomycetes; Hypocreales; Bionectriaceae
Product: methylglutaconyl-CoA hydratase
Exons: 2
Coding region: 1-1005 (334 amino acids)
Biological process (GO): fatty acid beta-oxidation
Cellular component (GO): mitochondrion
Molecular function (GO): enoyl-CoA hydratase activity
Source: RefSeq, a predicted model, not a curated record
AUGCCGCCUCGACUCCCCAUCUCCUGUUCCGUCGUGGCUCCCAAGCCGACAAGGCCGACGACCUUCUUCCUCCGUCGCCGUCUCUACUCGUCAGACUCGUCGUCGGCUGCUCCGCUCGUCACGGUGACCAACCUGGCCUCCCCUAACUCGGGCCACAUUCGCGUCCUGGAGCUCAACCGUCCGGACGCGCGCAACGCCAUCUCGCGUUCGCUCCUGGCCUCCCUCCGCGCCGAGAUCGAUGACGUGCGCGACCAGUAUGGCCCUCGGGGGGAGGAGCUCCCUACCCACCCUGAUCUCGGCCCGACGCGUGCACUCAUCGUAGCAAGCGCCGUCGACACGUGCUUCUGCGCAGGUGCCGACCUCAAGGAGCGUCGAACCUUUACCGAGAAGGAGACCGCCAAUUUCCUCUCCGACCUCCGCAGCACGUUCACUGCCCUCUCCGACCUCCCCAUCCCCACCAUCAGCGCUAUAUCCUCCAUCGCCCUCGGCGGCGGCCUGGAGCUCGCCCUCUCGACUCACUUCCGCGUCCUCAGCUCCAACGCCGCCGUCGGCCUCCCCGAGACCAGGCUGGGCAUCAUCCCCGGCGCCGGCGGCACCCACCGCCUCCCUGCCCUCAUCGGUCUCUCCCGCGCCCGCGACCUCAUCCUGACCGGCCGUCGCGUCUCCGCCCCGGAGGCUUACUUCCUAGGCAUCGCCGACCGUCUCGUCGAGGUCACCGUCGACCCGGCACACCAGAAGGAGGGUGAGACCAGCAAGACCAACGAGGAGCUGGCAGCCGAGGAGCUUUCCCUCUCCCGCCGCUACGCCUUGGCCGAGGCUGUCCGCUUCGCUCAGGAGAUCUGCGAGGGCGGUCCCGUCGCCACCAGGGCUGCCCUACAGGCCGUCGCCUGGGCCCGCGAGGAGAAGGAGAAUGAAAUGUAUCAGCGUGUCGUGGACACCGACGACAGGAACGAAGCUCUCAACGCUUUUGCCGAGAAGAGGAAGCCUGUCUUUAAGGGGAGGUGA